This is a messenger RNA of Meloidogyne enterolobii, 1773 nucleotides long. The record is from the annotation of a GenBank genome assembly. Lineage: Eukaryota; Metazoa; Nematoda; Chromadorea; Rhabditida; Meloidogynidae.
AUGCUUUAUUUAGUAUUAAUAAUAUCCUUCUCAUCUAUCUAUCAUAUCAACGCGGCCCCUCCUUUUGGGCAAUUAUCUGUGAAAGGCAACAAGUUAUUGGGCAGUAAUGGCCAACCAGCUCAACUUGCUGGAAUGUCACUCUUCUGGUCUAACUGUGAUGAAGGCAAAAUUUUCUACAACGAAGAAACUUUGCGUCAACUCAAAUGCGCGUGGAAUGCUAACGCUGUCAGAGCGGCAAUGGGUGUAGAAUCUACUGGGUGUCAAAAACCGGGUUAUCUGGAUCUUCCAAAUGUUGAGCGUGAUAAGGUUGAGGCUGUUGUUCAGGCUGCUAUUAAAUUGGAUAUGUAUGCUGUUGUUGACUAUCACACUGAGAAAGCGCAGGACUCUUUAGAUAAAGCUAAAGAAUUCUUCACUUAUUUUGCUUCUAAAUAUGGAAAUUACUCAAACAUCAUCUAUGAACCAUUCAAUGAACCUACAUGUGACUGGAAAACUGCUAAGGCAUAUCACGAGCAGAUUGUAGCAACAAUUCGACAAUAUGAUAAGAAUAAUAUGAUAACUCUUGGCACAUCUACAUGGUCACAAGAUGUUGAUAUUGCUUCUAGAGACCCUGUAAAUGGGGCAAAUCUGUGCUACACUUUGCACGUCUAUGCAGCUACUCAUAAACAAAAUAUACGGGAUAAAGCUCAAACUGCUCUAGAUAAUAAUGUUUGCAUUUUUGUAUCCGAAUAUGGUACUGUUGGAGCAACUGGUGGUGGAGGUAUGGAUACUGCAUCUAUGAAUGAGUGGUGGACUUUCUGGGAUAAAAACAAAAUUUCAUAUCUAAACUGGGCAAUUAGUAAUAAGGGAGAAGGAUCUGCAGCUCUUAAUCCAAAUACUGUUGCAUCGGAUGUAGGCAAUCCUGAUCAUUGGUCAGCAGAUGGAAAAUUUGUUCAGUCUCAUCUUAAAAACAUGGAUAACGGGGUCAGCUGUGAUGGAAACAAAGGAAAAUAUCCUUCAGGAGAUAAUGUAAUCACAACAACAAAAUCGCCCUCAAAAAAUAAAUACCCUUCAGGAGAUGAUAUACCAUCAACUAAAUCACCUAACAACGAUAACUACCCUUCAGGAAAUAAUAUAAUUUUAACAACAAAAUCGCCUUCAACUGGAAAUAACAACAAUGGAAAAUAUCCUUCAGCACCUUCAAAUAAUAACAGCAACGGGAAAUAUCCUUCAGGAGACCAAGUAAUUACAACAAAAUCGCCCAAGAAUAACAAAGGAAAAAAUACCUCAGCACCCUCUAAUAAUAACAACAACGGAAAGUAUCCUUCAGGAGAAAAUGUUAUAUUAACAACAAAAUCGCCUUCAAAUAAUAACAAAUAUCCUUCAGGCCCCUCAAAUAAUAACAAUAAAUACCCUUCAGGAGACCAAGUAACUACAACACAAUCGCCUUUAAACAAUAACAAUGGAAACUCAAGUAAUGAUAGUGAUGGUCAAUAUUCCAUUAGCUUAACAGUUGAAGAUAAUGGCAGCUGGGUUAGCGGGGCGAACUUCAGACUGGUCUUUAAAAAUAAUGGAAAUGUUAAAGCAUGUGCAUUAAAAUUCGAUUUGAUUCUUAAUUCUGGGCAAACUAUCCAAUCAAUAUGGAAUGUGCAAAAAAUAUCAGGAGAUACUUAUGUUCUUCCAGACUAUGUAAUAAUUCAAGGAGGUAACAGCUUUACCGAGGCUGGACUUGUUGUCAGUGGUCCAGCAACACUUCCUCAAAUUAAAGUUCUAGGGCAGGGUGAAUGCAAAUAUUGA